Molecule: messenger RNA, 999 nt
Organism: Emericellopsis cladophorae
Lineage: Eukaryota; Fungi; Ascomycota; Sordariomycetes; Hypocreales; Bionectriaceae
Product: Syntaxin-like protein-like protein
Exons: 3
Coding region: 1-999 (332 amino acids)
Biological process (GO): vesicle fusion; intracellular protein transport; exocytosis
Cellular component (GO): SNARE complex; endomembrane system; plasma membrane
Molecular function (GO): SNARE binding; SNAP receptor activity
Source: RefSeq, a predicted model, not a curated record
AUGUCGCAAGGACAGUACAACCAAAAUCCAUACCAUCAAGGACCUGAGCAGGAGGCUGCGCAAGGUUAUGGACAGCCCAACCCUUAUGCUCAGGAUACGCCUUACGGGAACGAUCAGCAAUAUAGCCAGAACGACUAUGAAAUGCAAAACUACAAUAGCUACGGCAACUCACAGCAGCCAAACCAGGCCCCCAGCAGUACCAGCCCCGCCAUGAGCCAGCAAGACUUUCUGAACCAUGUUCAGUCACUUCGCGAUGAGAUCAAGAGCCUCACAGGGCAUGUGGACGAGAUCGGACAGCUUCACCAGCGUACUCUCAGCAGCACGGAUGGCCAGGCGCGCGAUCAGCUAGAACAAGCUGUCGCGCAGACGCAAAUCCGCAACACCGCGAUCAAGGACGGCAUUAAGUCUCUCGAGAAGGACCUGGCGCGCACCCACGAUGCGUCUCGCAACACCAAGAACACGCAGCUCGAAUCGCUCAAGACAUUCUUCCGUUCGGAGCUGGACUUGUACAGGAGCAUCGAGCGAGAUUACCAGCAUAAGUACCGUGAUCAAAUCGCUCGCCAAUACCGUAUUGUGAACCCGGAUGCGUCGGAAGACGAGGUGCAGCAAGCGACAGAGAUGGACUGGGGUAAUGAGGGUGUCUUCCAAACUGCGCUUCGCACCAACCGCACAGGCCAUGCUAGCUCCGUGCUCGGCAACGUUCGCGCUCGUCACAGCGAACUCCAGCGCAUUGAGCAGACGCUCUAUGAGCUCGCUCAGCUCUACCAGGAUCUCGCCACCGUCGUCGAGCAGCAAGACCCCGUCAUUCAGGCCGCAGAGUACAACGCCGAGGAUACUGUGCAAAAUAUUGAAAAAGGCAAUGAGCAGGUUGCGCAAGCGAACAAACACGCGCGUAACCGCCGCAAGCUCAAGUGGUGGUGCGCGCUGGUGGUUUUCCUUAUCCUACUGGCCAUCGGCCUGGGUGUCGGUCUGGGCAUUCAUUUUGCUUCUCAGAAAUAG